GAACAAUCUAGUGUUAGAUCGAGUGUGUACUUUAUCUGUAUUUUCUUGACAGUCGGGGAAGUUACGUCCAUGAAUUAAUCAGUGUCCUUAACACGUGCAUCCGUUCAACAUUUGAGUUUUGGCCAUGGAUGAGUUAAGGGAGAGGAACAUUGUUCUUGCAAAAAUAUGUGAACAAGCUGAACGAUAUGAUGAAAUGGUCAAAGCUAUGAUUGAGAUAGCUACAAAUAGCGAAACUGAGCUAACAGUCGAAGAACGAAACCUUCUAUCUGUCGCUUACAAAAACGUCAUUGGUGCCCGCCGAUCAUCGUGGAGAAUAAUAAAUUCAAAGGAGAGCCAAGAUGAAGCUAAGGGGUCAGACGAAAUACAUAUAACCAAGAGAUUUCGAGAAGAAGUGGAAAAAGAGUUAGACGAAAUAUGCACGAGUAUUUUGAACCUUCUGGAUAAUUGCCUGUUACCAAAAGCUGUUUCAGACGAAUCAAAAGUCUUCUUAAAUAAAAUGAGAGGCGAUUAUUAUCGCUAUAGAGCCGAGUAUUCUGUCGGGAACCAAAGAAAAGAUGCAGCCGAAAACAGUCUUUGUGCAUAUAAAAAAGCGGCAGAGGAUGCUGAAAAACUUCCCAUUACUCAUCCUAUUCGACUAGGUCUUGCUCUAAACUUUUCAGUGUUUUAUUAUGAGAUUCUUAAUAACUGUGAACAAGCGUGCAAGUGUGCAAGAGUAGCGUUUGAUUCGGCUAUCGCUGAACUAGAUACAUUAUCGGAAGAAAGCUACAAAGAUUCAACAAUAAUUAUGCAACUAUUAAGGGAUAAUCUUACACUUUGGACCUCAAAUAAUGAAGGCGAAAAGGAUACUGCUGCUUCUCCUAAGGGUGAUAAGAAGUGACCAUUGACUUUCUAUCCACUUUCUCACCUUAGUAAUACUGAUUGCUUCUUUUUACUCUGUGGAUAUCUGUAAGAAAAAAAGCUUCAUUUAAUUCUUCCAGCUGGUCAGUAUUUGUAUUCUGCUAAAAUUGUGCAGAGGUUAUUCAAUAUAGAACAAUUUGUCU
Schistosoma guineensis is the source of this 1040-nucleotide messenger RNA. The record is from the annotation of a GenBank genome assembly. NCBI's taxonomy places the organism in Eukaryota, Metazoa, Platyhelminthes, Trematoda, Strigeidida, Schistosomatidae.